UUCACUCCCACAAAAUGAAGCUUUCUGCAGAGUCAUUAUCAACUUCAACUUCUUACUACCUGAAAAAUGGAAGCAUACACGAGGUUCAGCAUCAGCUAUAUUACCCCAUCUUUAUCAGGUUUUUCAUUUUCAACUGUAUAUGGGAUAGUCAAGGAUAUGGACUCCAAUGAGGCAUGGGAUGCAGAAAAUGGAAUCAUCAGUGACUCAAGCAACGAGCCUAAAAUUAUCAGGACGGCACAUAGUUUGUCAUCUUCAUUGCUUAGGAAAAAGUCUGAUGUGGCCCUGGGGUUGAACAUCAAGUCGUUGUUGGUUAGGAGAAUUCUGAAAAAUCUUCAAGAUGUUAUCCUUGGAACCAAGAUUUGUGCUCUCUUUGUGGCCAUCCCCUUCGCUAUAGUGGCCAAAUAUCACAAUUUUGGAAGACCCUGGGUCUUUGCUUUGAGUUUAAUCGGACUUGCCCCUUUAGCGGAACGAGUUAGCUUUCUUACUGAGCAAAUUGCAGAUUAUACUGGCUCAACAGUUGGGGGGCUGCUAAAUGCAACUUGCGGCAAUGCAACAGAACUCAUAAUAGCUAUAUUCGCACUCCACCAAGGGAAGAUAGCUGUGCUGAAGUACUCUCUUCUGGGAUCAAUUCUUUCAAACCUUCUUCUAGUUCUUGGUUCUUCUCUAUUUUGUGGUGGCUUGGCCAACAUGAGCCAGGAGCAAAAAUUUGACAGAAAUCAAGCCGAUGUAAAUAUACUUCUCCUCUUUCUUGGAGCUCUUUGUCAUGCAUUGCCUUUGUUUACUCAACAUUCUGAGGAUGCUGCAGGGACGGCAUUCUCUGCUAGCUCCAUACUCCUGCUGUCAAGAGUGAACAGCAUUGUCCUGCUCGUGGCUUAUAUUGCAUAUCUGUUCUUUCAGCUGAAGACUCACCGACAGUUGUUUGAUUCUGAAGAGGAACCUGAUGAUAAUUGUGAGGAUGAGAGAGCAAUAAUUGGUUUUUGGAGUGCAUUUAGCUGGUUGGUAGGCAUGACAGUAGUGAUAGCUUUGCUCUCUGAAUAUAUUGUUGGCACAAUUGAGGCUGCUUCGAUCUCCUGGGGCAUUCCCAUUAGCUUCCUCAGCAUAAUAAUGCUUCCUAUAGUUGGGAAUGCAGCAGAACAUGCAGGUGCAAUCAUAUUUGCUUACAAGAACAAGCUGGAUAUAUCUCUGGCAGUUGCCCUGGGCUCUGCCACCCAAAUUUCAAUAUUUGUGGUCCCCUUAUGUGUGAUUGUCGCAUGGAUCAUGCAUAUCAAGAUGGAUCUCUCCCUUAGCGUCCUGGAAACCGGUUCUUUUGUUGUUUCAGUACUCGUUAUAGCCUUCACUUUGCAGGAUGGAUCAUCACAUUACAUGAAAGGGGGUGUUCUCCUCUUUUUUUACACGGUUAUUGCUACAAGCCUUUUGGUCCUUCCAUAUAAAACUGAUAACGAUGAUCAAGCGAAUUUCAUUGGAUCAGGACUUAUAUCGUCAGUUGGAUUUGCUGGUGCCUGAUAAUUUGAGAUGUCAACUCUGGUGUCUCAAAUAAAAGAUUGUCCAUUGUAAAUUUUUUAAUUCUUGGAAAACAGAUAUCGAAUCUGAAAAUUUUCUACUGUAGAUUUUAAUGUAUGCCAACUACAUUGGAGUUGCAACUUGUAAUCUAUCUGAUGAUAUAAAUGUGAUUCUGUGGGUAUAGCUUGAAGAUUUUAGACGGUAUCAAAUAAGUAAUGAUUCUGUUGGUAUUAAACUAUACUCUAGUGGCUAUUGUCCCAAAAUAAAAAAAUCUCUAGUAGUACUAUUUGGAAAUAUGCAAAGGACUUGUUUGGUAAUUAGUUGUUAGCCAACUUUGGGACGAUUUAAAUAUGAAGGGAGUGUACGGCAAAAUAUAGCUGUGAAAGUAUCUGUUAGAUGUGAAGCUAGAUGUUAGCUGUCAGCCUGUCAACUAGCUGUAGGCUGUAGCUGUGAAGAUAAAUAAUUUAGGUAUGCGUGUUCGUUAAAGUAGCAGUUUACUAGUUGUUACAUAUGUAAUUCAAUAUUUUAUAUUUAAAACUAUAGAUUAAAUUUCC
Chenopodium quinoa (quinoa) is the source of this 2054-nucleotide messenger RNA. Its product is annotated as vacuolar cation/proton exchanger 3-like. Bases 67 to 1503 code for a protein of 478 amino acids. Gene Ontology annotation, biological process: intracellular calcium ion homeostasis; calcium ion transmembrane transport. The record is from RefSeq and is a predicted model, not a curated record. Gene Ontology annotation, molecular function: calcium:proton antiporter activity. Gene Ontology annotation, cellular component: plant-type vacuole membrane. The transcript is spliced from 12 exons. Lineage: Eukaryota; Viridiplantae; Streptophyta; Magnoliopsida; Caryophyllales; Amaranthaceae.